CAUGUAAGUGCGAUGAAAUCGGGUCGAUGCACAAUACAUGUGAUCAGAACACCUCACAGUGCACGUGUAAAACAAAUUUUGCUGGAAUUACUUGCGACAGUUGUGCCGACGGCUAUUUUGGCCAUCCGCUCUGCGAACUGCGAUUGCGAUGCAAGCGGCACCGAAGAUGGUAUCUGUGAUAAAGAAACAGGUGCUUGUCUCUGCAAACCGGGGUUUUCUGGAUCAAGAUGCGAUGAAUGCGAUUUGAAUUUCUUCGGUUAUCCACACUGCAAGGAAUGCGGUUGCAACCAGCAUGGUUCAAAAUCCAUGGAAUGCGAUCGAAAGACUGGCGAUUGCCCGUGCUUUGCGAAUUUCACUAGCAAAAAGUGUGAUCGUUGCGCAGCUGGUUUUUACGAUUAUCCAGACUGUAAGCCGUGCUCGUGUUUGGUCAGUGGUUCGAAAGGCAUGACAUGCGACAACACCGGACAGUGCUAUUGUAAGCCGAAUUUUCAAGAAUGCAACUGUAAUCCGAACGGUGUGGUAGCGAGUUUUGCUGGAUGUGAUAAGGUCGCACCGGGAGAGCUGUGUACCUGCAAGAGGCAUGUGGCCGGCCGUAUAUGCGAUCAGUGCAAGCCGACCUACUGGGAUUUGCAAUACCACCAUGAGGAUGGUUGCGUGGAGUGUCGGUGCAAUUCUGCUGGCACUAUUUCGGAACUGAAUGAAUGUGGUCUGAUCGACGGACAGUGCUACUGUAAACGACACGUCGCCGGUCGCCAGUGUGACAAGUGCGCCGAUGGAUUUUAUAAGCUGGAAGCACACAGCCAGCUCGGAUGUCAAGCUUGUAAUUGCGAUACUGGCGGCGCACUCGGCGUUGGGUGUGAUCUGGAAACUGGCGAGUGCCGUUGUCGACCUCGAAUCACCGGUCAGAAGUGUGACCGACCGAUAGAAAAUCAUUACUUUCCGACGUUAUGGCACAAUAAAUACGAAGCGGAAGACGGCGUAUCAUCAGACAAUAAACCGGUACGCUUCGCCAUCGACAAGAACAAAUUUCCCAGUUAUUCCUGGCGUGGUUAUGCGGUUUUUUCGCCAAUCCAGGAAGAUAUUUUUUUGGAUGUAGCAAUUGCAAAAGCCAGCAUUUAUCGUCUUCUUUUCCAUUUCAUCAACCCAACUGACGUUAAAAUUGAGGCUCGGAUUGCUGUUAUACCUCUUUUCACGCAUACGCAAGAUGUGGAGCAGACCGUGAAAAUUACUCUUCCACCAGCAUCUGAACCAACAACGACUGCGGUCAAUCCGAAACAUCCAUUUAUCUUAAAUCCUGGCAAAUGGCGAAUAAAAAUUUCAACUAAACAGCGUUUGUUCCUGGAUUUUAUUGUGAUAUUGCCAGCAGAAUACUACGAAGGAACAGUGCUGAAAGAACGUGAUUUUGAACCGUGCCAUGCACGUCAUUCAGAAAAUCUGACGUGCGUUGACUUGCUGUAUCCGCCACUUCCUGUUGUUUUCCGAGCGGAUGCUGCCGAAGAGGCUGCUAUCUUGGAAGAAAAGAAUGACGGAUCGAUGGUACAAGUUGAGAAGUAUGCACAUAUAAUGUAA
Molecule: messenger RNA, 1569 nt
Organism: Gongylonema pulchrum
Lineage: Eukaryota; Metazoa; Nematoda; Chromadorea; Rhabditida; Gongylonematidae
Source: the annotation of a GenBank genome assembly